AUGUCUGCUAUUUUCAAUUUUCAGAGUCUAGUGACUGUAAUCUUGCUGCUUAUAAGUACGCGUGCUUAUAUCCGAUCCCUGGGACCCAGCAUCCUGGACAGAAAUAAAACUGGACUAUUGGGAAUAUUUUGGAAGUGCACCCGAAUUGGUGAACACAAGCGUCCUUAUGUCGCCGUAUGCUGUAUAGUGAUGGCCUUCAGCAUCCUCUUCAGACAGUAGCUUUGGGAACCACCAGUAUGUGAUUGCCAUCAGACUGUAAACAAGGACUUGCCUCCAGAAAACAGUGGGAAGAAUGACUAAGUCUCUGAACAUGGAAUGAGAGAAAUUUCGCGAUGCUCUUCUCUAUUUUUAUGCUGUUGGACCAAUGAGCUGUAUGAAUAAUUAAGAUGUA
Messenger RNA from Apodemus sylvaticus (European woodmouse), 391 nucleotides. RefSeq names its product protein kish-A-like. The transcript has a single exon. The record is from RefSeq and is a predicted model, not a curated record. Gene Ontology annotation, biological process: intracellular transport; protein secretion. NCBI's taxonomy places the organism in Eukaryota, Metazoa, Chordata, Mammalia, Rodentia, Muridae. Bases 1 to 219 code for a protein of 72 amino acids.